AAAUGUUAUCAUACAAUUAAAAAUAUUUUAUUUUUAAUAUGGCACAAAAUGGUUCAGUUGAACAGUUUCUUGAUGUUGCAGUUGAAGCUGCUAAAAAAGCUGGAGAGAUAAUUCGCGAAGGAUUCUACAAGACUAAGCAUGUAGAGCACAAAGGAAUGGUGGAUUUAGUCACAGAGACUGAUAAGGCAUGUGAAGAUUUCAUUUUUAAUCAUCUCAAGCAACGCUUCCCCAGCCAUAAGUUCAUUGGUGAAGAAACAACUGCUGCUUGUGGAAACUUUGAGCUGACUGAUGAACCAACUUGGAUAGUUGAUCCACUUGACGGAACCACUAACUUUGUGCACGGGUUCCCUUUUGUCUGUGUAUCAAUCGGUCUCACAAUUGAAAAGAAACCAACAGUUGGUGUUGUUUACAACCCAAUUAUCGACGAGCUUUUCACCGGUAUUGAUGGGAAAGGUGCUUUUCUCAACGGGAAGCCUAUCAAAGUAUCUUCACAGUCUGAACUCGUGAAGGCUCUUCUUGCUACAGAGGCUGGAACAAACCGGGAUAAGUUAGUUGUAGAUGCUACAACAGGGAGAAUCAAUAGCUUGCUUUUCAAGGUUAGGUCCCUUCGUAUGUGUGGUUCUUGUGCAUUAAAUCUCUGUGGAGUUGCGUGUGGAAGGCUUGAUCUCUUCUACGAACUUGAAUUUGGUGGCCCUUGGGAUGUUGCAGGUGGUGCUGUGAUUGUGAAAGAAGCUGGAGGGUUCGUGUUUGAUCCAUCUGGUUCAGAAUUCGACCUCACAGCUCGACGAGUAGCUGCUACAAAUGCUCAUCUCAAGGAUGCAUUUAUCAAGGCCUUGAAUGAAUAAGAAUGAGAAACAUGGAAUGAAGAUACCUUCGAUUUUUUACUUGUUUACUAGUAUAGUUUUUGCGCGAUGUGCGGAUAAUAUUGAGAGAAAAAACUAUCAAUGAUGAAUGAUUUUCUUAUUUAGUUGAUCAUCUUAAAUUUUAUUAUUUGGUCAGUUAUGAAGGCCACCAAAAGGAAGGGGAAGAGCCAUUUUUUCCUUGUUGAAUUAUUGUAAGAUUUUGUGUUAUGAUUAAUAAGAUAUCACAGAUUGAUAGCAA
Solanum lycopersicum (tomato) is the source of this 1101-nucleotide messenger RNA. RefSeq names its product myo-inositol monophosphatase 3 (gene IMP3). Gene Ontology annotation, molecular function: inositol monophosphate 1-phosphatase activity. NCBI's taxonomy places the organism in Eukaryota, Viridiplantae, Streptophyta, Magnoliopsida, Solanales, Solanaceae. The record is from RefSeq and is marked validated. Gene Ontology annotation, biological process: inositol metabolic process; signal transduction; phosphatidylinositol phosphate biosynthetic process.